Messenger RNA from Balaenoptera ricei (Rice's whale), 894 nucleotides. It is a transcript of the gene MC2R, whose product is annotated as melanocortin 2 receptor. Lineage: Eukaryota; Metazoa; Chordata; Mammalia; Artiodactyla; Balaenopteridae. Gene Ontology annotation, cellular component: membrane. The record is from RefSeq and is a predicted model, not a curated record. The transcript has a single exon. The coding region runs from base 1 to 894 and encodes 297 amino acids. Gene Ontology annotation, biological process: G protein-coupled receptor signaling pathway. Gene Ontology annotation, molecular function: corticotropin receptor activity.
AUGAAACACAUCAUCAACCUGUAUGAAAGCAUCAACAGUACAGCAAGAAAUAAUUCAGACUGUCCUCCUGUGGUUUUGCCAGAAGAGAUAUUUUUCACAAUAUCCAUUGUUGGGGUUUUGGAGAAUCUGAUGGUCCUUCUGACUGUGAUCAAGAAUAAGAAUCUUCAGUCACCCAUGUACUUUUUCAUCUGCAGCUUGGCUAUUUCCGAUAUGCUGGGCAGCCUGUACAAGAUCUUGGAAAACAUCCUGAUCAUGUUCAGAAACAUGGGUUACCUCAAGCCUCAAGGCAGUUUUGAAACCACAGCAGAUGACGUGGUGGACUCCCUGUUCAUCCUCUCCCUCCUUGGCUCCAUUUGCAGCCUGUCUGUGAUCGCUGCUGACCGCUACAUCACAAUCUUCCACGCUCUGAGGUACCAUCGCAUCGUGACCCCACGCCGUGCCCUUGUCGUCCUGAUGGUCAUCUGGACGUGCUGUAUGGGCAGCAGUAUCACCAUCGUGACCUUUUCCCAUCACGUCCCCACGGUGAUCGCCUUCACAGCGCUGUUCCCACUGAUGCUGGCCUUCAUCCUCUGCCUCUACCUGCACAUGUUCCUGCUGGCCCGCUCCCACGCCAGGAGGACCUCCACGCUUCCCAGAGCCAACAUGAGAGGGGCUGUCACACUGACUGUUCUGCUCGGGGUCUUCAUUUUCUGUUGGGCACCCUUUGUCCUUCAUGUCCUCUUGAUGACAUUCUGCCCGGCUGACCCCUACUGUGCCUGCUACAUGUCCCUCUUCCAGGUGAACGGUGUGUUGAUCAUGUGUAAUGCCGUCAUUGACCCCUUCAUAUAUGCCUUCCGGAGCCCAGAGCUCAGGGACGCAUUCAAAAAGAUGACCUUCUGCAACAGGUACCAGUAG